AUGCUGUCUCAGUCUCAGAAAUCGCGGUGGGUUAAGACCGGCACGCUGGUUCUGAUACUGGUCUGCCUGUUCUGGUGGCUGUCACCGACCGGCGUCGAGGUAUACAACAAGAGCCCAUUGGGCAGUGAAGAAGGCUCUGUGAGCAAGGCUCCCGCUUCUGCUCCCGCUGCUGCUCCCGUCGCCAAUGUCCCCGCCUCCAACAAAGAUGCCACCUCCAACAAGGACACCGCCGCCGCUGGCAACGGCGCUCCCAACAGUGGCCAGGCUCCCUCAGACUCUUCUUACGGCACCGAUAAGUGUUCCAAGUCGUACUCCAAGGACAAGCCCAUCGUUCAGUAUGUCCUCAUGAUCGAUGCUGGCAGCACUGGCUCCCGAAUCCACGUCUACAAAUUCAACAACUGCGGUCCCAUCCCCGAGCUGGAGAAGGAAGAGUUCAAGAUGACUGAGAAAUCCGUCGGUGGCUUGAGUGCCUUUAAGAACGACCCCGUCGGUGCUGCCAAGAGUCUUGAUGUUCUCAUGGCCGUUGCCAUGGAACACGUCCCGGAUGCGCUGAAGAAGUGCUCUCCCGUUGCUGUCAAGGCUACCGCUGGCUUGCGUUUGAUUGGAAAGGAACUUGCCGAUGCCAUCUUGGUUGAGGUCAGACGACACUUGGAGCAGGACUACCCCUUCCCCGUUGUUUCUGCCGAACAGAACGGUAUCGCCAUCAUGGACGGCUCGGACGAAGGUGUCUAUGCUUGGAUCACUACCAACUACCUGCUUGGCAAGAUUGGCGGCCCUGACAAGAGUGAGACCGCUGCUGUAUUCGAUCUCGGUGGCGGUUCAACCCAGAUUGUCUUUGAGCCUACCUUUAAGGGCGCCCCAGACGGAGGCAUGCCUGAGAAGCUGGCUCCUGGCGACCACAAGUACGAGCUUGACUUUGGCGGCCACAAAUUCGACCUCUACCAGCACUCUCACCUUGGCUAUGGCUUGAUGUCUGCUCGCAAGGCUCUGCACUCCGCCCUGAUUGAUGAUUUGGCCAAGUCUAAGAAAGAUGACGAAACCUGGAAGAAGUCCCCGAUUGUGCACCCUUGUAUCGCUCCCGGCACCACCAAGCAAAUUGACGUCGAGGUCAACGGUGGUGAAGCACAAACCUUCAACUUCACUGGCCCGUCUUCACCCGCUCCUGCUCAGUGCCGCAACCUGGCUGAGAAGAUCUUGAAAAAGGAAGCCGACUGCAAGCUUGCUCCCUGCUCUUUCAACGGCGUCCACCAGCCUAUCCUGUCCAAGACAUUUGCCAAGGAGGAUGUCUACAUCUUCUCUUACUUCUACGACCGCACAAAGCCCCUCGGCAUGCCCGACUCUUUCACUCUCCGCGAGAUGCACGAUCUUACCGACAAGGUAUGUGCCGGCAAGGACUCCUGGGAUGUCUUUUCCAGCGUCCCCGGUGCCCUGGAGGAGCUUGCGGACCGUCCCGAGCACUGCUUGGAUUUGAACUUUAUGAUGGCGCUGCUGCACACUGGAUACGAGAUGCCCAUUGACCGCGAGGUCAAGAUUGCGAAGAAGAUCAAGGGCAAUGAGCUGGGCUGGUGCCUUGGCGCUAGGUAA
Trichoderma gamsii is the source of this 1584-nucleotide messenger RNA. Its product is annotated as guanosine-diphosphatase. Gene Ontology annotation, biological process: protein N-linked glycosylation; nucleoside diphosphate catabolic process. The transcript has a single exon. Gene Ontology annotation, molecular function: GDP phosphatase activity; UDP phosphatase activity. Gene Ontology annotation, cellular component: Golgi apparatus; membrane. The record is from RefSeq and is a predicted model, not a curated record. The coding region runs from base 1 to 1584 and encodes 527 amino acids. Lineage: Eukaryota; Fungi; Ascomycota; Sordariomycetes; Hypocreales; Hypocreaceae.